AUGCAGCAUCGCGAUCAUGUAGUGCUAAUCUUCGUGCAGCUUAUUCAUCGCACGGUGACCGGCCGGCGAAGAUCGACGGCUCCUGCGAGUGGGAGAGAUGGGACGAAUGCGCGGAACGCGAGCGUUGGGAUUGCUGCGAUAAAUGCGACAAAUGCGACAAAUGCGACAGCGAUAAAUGCGACGCAUGACACGCACGGGCGGAACGGACAGGACGAAAACAUGGAUGAGGGUGAGGAGACGAGCUUACUGGAGAACGUGAACGCAACUACUGUGAUAGUGACGGGGGCGAGGAGCCGCGACGACGAAACGAGCGAAGUUGGGAAAGCGAUGACGGAUUUGGAGGAGUGGAUCGAAAAGCAGGUGGAGGCGAUUGCCGCGCUGGCGGAAGCGAUUCGAACGGAAUGGGAGAGCGGCGAGGCGCCGUCAUCUCUGGGUACUAAUGCAGGGCGCAAGCGAGCUCGUGUGGCGGAUGACUCUACCUCAGAACCGAUGCAGCAUCUGGCUGCGCUGUCAGCCCAUGCGGAGGCCAUCCGCGAGAAGGUGCGCGGAGUGGGGAGGUUUGUGCGUGGGCUUGAGGAGCGGAAGGCGCAGGGGGGAAAAAUGAAGAGCGGAGAGGAGCGGGGAGAAAACAUGGAGAAGCAAAGUGGGGGGAAUGAAGAGAAGGAGGAUCAGAUUCAGGAGGAGAAGGAGGAUGAGGGGGCUGAGGGGGAGAAGGAGGCGCAAGAGGAGGAGGGGGAGGGGGACGAGGAGAGGGGAGUGAGGGACGAGGAGGGGAAGGAGACGACUGAUCUGGUAGACGAGACAAUGGAGGAGGGGAAUGGAGAAAACUUGAAGCGUGAAUCUGCUGGAGAAGCAAGGGAGGAGUUGGAAGAAGCCGUGCUGGGAGAAGGUCGAGGGGAGGAGCCAGUAGGGGCAGCAGGAGCAGGACCUGGAGAAGAGGGAAGAGAAGGGCACACGGCAGAGAGGGAGGGAGGGGCAGAGGAGUGUGAAAAUGGGGAUGAAGAUGCAGAGGAGGGCGCUGUGGAGGAGGGCGUUGGGGAUAAUUAUGACCUGGUUGAGCCCCUCGUGGCUCAAAACGGAGGGGAGCAGGACAAGGGGGCAGGGUUGGGGGACGAAGCCAGGGAUAUCAUGCGGGGGGGAGGGGGAGGCGUGGUGGAAAGGGCAGGCGGGGAGCGGAGUGGAGCAGGAGAGGCUGUGGGGAACGACCUGGUAGAGUCUGUGGAGCGAUGGGCGCAAGAGGCGGGGCUGUGCGGAGCAGCAGCAGCAGUAGAGCAGGCUGCAGCAGCAGCUAGGCAGGUGCAGAGUGCACUAGUGGAGGGAGAACCCACCAAUGGUGAAGAGGCAUUCAGGGCGCGGCUGCAUGAGAAAAUCGACGCCUUGCUGCUGCUCAUCCCACCCGACCAGCAGGUGAAUCAGACUCGAAUGAUCAACAAAACGGUCCGCUUUCUCUCUUCUCUGCUGCCCAAGACACAGCAGAGCACCCGUACAGUGCAGCGGAUCGCUCCUGAAACGCAGCAACUCAACGGCAACCCCGCAGCCGCAGCACCGCAAAUCACCCCUGAAUUACAUGAGAUUACCCUCUCCAACCGCAACCUCCACUACUUUCUCUCACUCGCUCCCACCUACCGCCCCACCCUCCUCCCCUCCCUCGCCUCCCUCUCACUCGACCACUGCUCCUCUGUCUCUCCCCGUGACAUUCUUUCCCUCGUCCACCUCCCCUCCCUCACCUCCCUCUCCUUCCUUCAAACCCCCAUCGCUCCAGCCGCCCUGUCCCUCAUCCAGCCCUUCUCUCGCCUCCACCAACUCGUGCUCGACUGCCCCGGGCCCUCAACGCUGGCCUUCAAAACGGCGCCCUGGCAAUUGAAGAACCUGAAAGCGCUGCACUUGAGCCGGGUGACUAACGCAGUACUGGAGCAGGUGGGCGUGCUGACGAGCCUUGAGGUCUUCUCCUGCACGUGCUGUGAGGGGGUGACUUUCACGGGAUGGCUUUGCCUGGUCGGGUUGAAACGGCUGAGGCAGCUCUGCGUGGCUCCAGCGGAUCUGGACCGUCAUGGUUUGAGGAUGGACUAUCCCAAGGGAAGCUUGCCGGUGGUCUCGCGAGUGUUUGCAAGGCCACAGAAGAAGCAGGGGGGCGUUUAUUGGGAGAGAGUUCAAGAACAUGCACGCUUGAAACACUUCGAGGGAUUGCCGAGCCAAGAAGACGACAGUGGGGUGUGGCAUUUGCUGAGCUCGCUGCGAAUUCUAAAUCACCUGGAGCUGCACGCACCACCGCGCUACAAGUACGCCUACAUGACACUCGACGAGUUGAGCCUUCUCACCACUCUCCGCGUCAUGGGGGCUUUCCUUGACGAUGAUGCGUUCAAACGCUUGACUCGUGUAAUGUGGCUGACCCACCUCAGCCUUGCUGGCUGCACGUUCGCAACUGACAGCGUGGUGAUGAAAAUAGCAGCUGCCAUGCCGAAGCUCGAGUCCCUGGACCUGUCGGGAACGUCAAUCACCCUAAGCUCGACACCAUGGACCUGA
Closterium sp. Yama58-4 is the source of this 2523-nucleotide messenger RNA. NCBI's taxonomy places the organism in Eukaryota, Viridiplantae, Streptophyta, Zygnematophyceae, Desmidiales, Closteriaceae. The record is from the annotation of a GenBank genome assembly.